This is a messenger RNA of Linum trigynum, 1485 nucleotides long. The record is from the annotation of a GenBank genome assembly. NCBI's taxonomy places the organism in Eukaryota, Viridiplantae, Streptophyta, Magnoliopsida, Malpighiales, Linaceae.
CUGACUUCAAUCACCCGUGUUUGACUUUGACAAUGGCAUUCAUUCAUUUAGCCACUCCCUCUGCAAUUUGCUGGUGGAAGGAACCACUACAUAGAAUUAUUCAACUUGCCUCUUCCCUCUUUGCUGUGAAUCUGCAGAAAGGCAAGAGAACCCAGCCAAGAUAUGGAAGGUACAGAUCACCAGAGAAUCAAAGCAAAUGGGAUAUGGCUACAUGUAGCCCAGAAAGGGACAGGCCAACUGGUCCUUCUCCUCCAUGGCUUCCCAGAUUUCUGGUAUUCUUGGCGCCACCAAAUCACCUACUUGGCCGACCGUGGCUACCAUGUUGUCGCUCCUGAUCUCAGGGGUUACGGCGACUCCGACUCCCCUGCCAACCCUUCUUCCUACACUCUUCUGCACAUCGUAGGCGACAUCGUCGCCCUCCUCGACCAUUUCGGUCAACACCAGGCGUUUGUGAUAGGACAUGACUGGGGAGCUCUGGCUGGGUGGUAUCUGAGUCUACUGAGGCCUGACAGAGUGAAGGGGCUGGUAGCACUCUCAGUCCCGUUCUACAACAGGAAUCCUGAAGCUAGAUUCACUGAAAUUUUCGACAGGGUGUUUGGAGAUGGGUUUUACAUAUGUCAGUUCCAGGAGCCUGGGAGAGCAGAGCAGGCAUUCGCGAGAUACGAUUGCCUGACAGUGAUGAAGAAGUUCUUGCUGUUGAACAGGACAGACAACAUGGUGGCACCUCCGGGAAUCGAGAUAAUCGACGACUUGGAGACACCAGCUGUUCUCCCGGCUUGGAUCACUCAGGAGGAACUGCAAGUCUAUGCUGACAAGUUCCAGCAAUCUGGCUUCACUGGUCCUCUCAACUAUUACCGUGCCAUGGACCUGAACUGGGAGAUUUCUGCACCCUGGCAAGGAUCGAAAGUUACAGUACCGGCAAAGUUCAUCAUCGGCAAUCAAGAUAUUGGGUUCGAGACCUCUGGCACUAAGCAGUAUAUUGAAGGAGGGGUCUUCAGGAGCUUUGUUCCUGACCUUGAAGUUGUAGUUUUAAAUGGUCACCACUUCAUUCAUCAAGAGAGAGCUCAAGAGGUGUCAGAAGAAAUUGCUGCCUUUCUUCAUAAGCAUUCCUCAAAAUGAUGAGAAUAGAGAACAGUCAAGGGUUUUUUUCUUUUUUUAAGGAAAUAACAUGCUGCCUUGUAUACUACUGAAACUGGACCUGGCUGAGCGAGCUAAUCAUGUUCGAUAUUUGAAGUUUCGUUAAACUUGGCAUCGACCAAGAGUCUGACCAUAUUGUCUCGGUAAGUAUUGUACAGUUACAAGUCCAAAUAAGAUAUCAGAAGCUACAAUUACACAAUAAUUUUGUAAGAAUCACCAAUGAAAUAAACAAAAUCAUCAGUAAGUUAGAAUGUUAGGAAAAUUGUUGACAAAAUUGCAUCAGGUUUCCCAUCGAGAACAAAUUCCUUUUGCAUCCUUGGACAUAGCAAAUGAAUCUAUACAGAGGGG